Molecule: messenger RNA, 2411 nt
Organism: Mercurialis annua (annual mercury)
Lineage: Eukaryota; Viridiplantae; Streptophyta; Magnoliopsida; Malpighiales; Euphorbiaceae
Exons: 21
Coding region: 103-2100 (665 amino acids)
Biological process (GO): CTP biosynthetic process; pyrimidine nucleobase biosynthetic process
Molecular function (GO): identical protein binding; CTP synthase activity
Source: RefSeq, a predicted model, not a curated record
UAUCACACUACAAAUCAAACACUAGAGGAGUUGUGAAAUAGGAAUUGGGUGUAAAACUAGGCCGUUACCAAAAUUUCAGGUGGCAAACUAAAGAAAAAUAAAAUGUAUAAAUAUAUUCUUAGCAGGUCUACUCUGAGUCUAAGCGCAGUCCAGUCUCCUCCUAUUUUAGGUUUAUUGUUAAGAUUUCAAAACCAAUUCAAUACUCCAACCAAUUUUCAUAACUGCACCUUUCCCGCUCGGACAUUUAUACAAACACUUUGCCUACAUACUCAAACAACCCAAGGUAACCGCCUCGUUAAUACCCAAGCGCAAGCGCAAACACUAGCCGAGCGAAGAAGCAUGAAGUACGUGCUGGUUACCGGCGGAGUCGUGAGCGGGCUCGGAAAAGGAGUCACCGCCAGCAGCAUAGGCGUUGUUCUUAAAGCUUGUGGCCUUAGAGUUACCUCUAUUAAAAUAGAUCCUUACUUAAAUACUGAUGCCGGUACUAUGUCUCCCUUUGAGCAUGGAGAGGUUUUCGUUCUUGAUGACGGCGGAGAGGUUGAUCUAGAUUUGGGCAACUAUGAGCGCUUCCUGGACGCGACACUUACAAGAGAUAAUAACAUUACUACUGGAAAAAUAUUUCAGUCUGUGAUUGAGAAGGAAAGGAGAGGUGAUUAUCUUGGAAAAACUGUUCAGGUGGUUCCACACAUCACUGAUGCUAUUAAGAAUUGGAUUGAGUCGGUUGCUACUAUCCCUGUGGAUGGAAAGGAGGGCCCUGCGGAUGUCUGUGUAAUAGAACUGGGAGGAACUGUAGGUGAUAUCGAAUCAAUGCCGUUCAUUGAGGCUCUACGUCAAUUGUCCUUUUUAGUUGGACAAGAUAACUUUUGUCUUAUUCAUGUGAGCCUGAUACCUGUGCUAGGCGUUGUAGGAGAGCAAAAAACUAAGCCUACACAACAUAGCGUUCGUGAACUAAGAGCAUUGGGCUUGACUCCUCAUCUAUUAGCAUGCCGGUCUGCUCAGCCUUUGUUGGAAAAUACGAAGGAGAAACUCUCUCAGUUUUGUCAUGUUCCGGCUGCUAAUAUUCUUAACAUACAUGAUGUUCCAAACAUCUGGCACGUUCCUCUAUUACUUAGGAACCAAAAUGCUCAUCAUGCAAUUUUAAAGCAGCUUAACUUACACAAUAUUGCGAUGCCCCCUGAUUUACAAGAUUGGACCAAGAUGGCCGAGACUUAUGAUAAUAUCACUAAUUCUGUAAGCAUCAUAUUCAAUUGGAAUGUAAGUCUCUUGUUUGAUAUUUCCUUGUUCCUGAGACAGGGUGAGACUAAAUGUGUGCAGGUGAGAAUUGCGAUGGUGGGAAAGUAUGUUGGCUUGACAGAUUCAUAUCUGUCUGUUGUGAAGGCCCUUCUACAUGCUUGUAUUGCAUGCUCAUUGAAGCCAUCGAUUGAUUGGAUUGCAGCUUCAGAUCUUGAAGACGAUAGUACACCAGAAGCUCAUGCUGCUGCAUGGGAGACUUUGAGGAAUGCAGCAUGCGUCUUAGUUCCUGGUGGGUUUGGAGAUCGUGGAGUAAGAGGAAUGUUACUAGCUGCCAAGUAUGCUAGAGAGAACAAAAUUCCUUAUCUUGGGAUCUGCCUGGGGAUGCAAAUUUCUGUCAUUGAGUUUGCUAGAUCAGUUUUGGGUUUGGACAAAGCAAAUAGCGAGGAGUUUGAUGCUCAAACAUCUGAUCGUGUUGUAAUAUUUAUGCCCGAGGGUUCAACAACGCAUAUGGGAAGUACAAUGAGAUUAGGAUCUCGGAAGACGCUGUUCCAGACCCCUGAUUGUAUUACAGCUAAACUGUAUAAUAAUCCUCAAUUUGUAGAGGAACGGCAUCGCCAUAGAUAUGAGGUAAACCCAGAGGUAAUAGAAGUUCUAGAAGAAAGAGGACUAAAGUUUGUCGGAAAGGAUGAAACAGGAAAGAGGAUGGAGAUAUUAGAGCUUCCGGACCAUCCAUUUUACGUAGGUGUGCAAUUUCAUCCAGAAUUUAAAUCACGUCCAAGGAGGCCCUCACCUCUCUUUUUAGGUUUCAUAUUGGCAGCAUCAGGGAAGUUGGAAGGAUAUUUUAACAGUAAUCAGAAUGGAGUUUAGUUUCUUAAAACUUCAAAUCAGGUUUAGGAGGUAGUUGUCACUUGUGAGAACAAAAUUUUGAAGAACUCGUCAAAUUGAGGAAGUUUGAUGAAAUUGGUGCGGAAGUUAAUAGAUUGAAGAGGUCUGUUACUCGCAUUCUAGAUUCAUUUGUAUUGCAACUGUGAAUUAUUACUUAUUAGUACUAAGUUCUUGGCUGGAGCAAUUCCUGAAAUGAUCCAGCUAUACCAGCCAUUUUUUAAUGUUUCUGAAAAAUGUAGGUUAUCCAUAUGUACUCUUGUUAUAUGUAAAUAUGCAUAUGUUUUUUUAUUAAA